Messenger RNA from Bathycoccus prasinos, 711 nucleotides. The record is from the annotation of a RefSeq genome assembly. Lineage: Eukaryota; Viridiplantae; Chlorophyta; Mamiellophyceae; Mamiellales; Bathycoccaceae.
AUGAAUUUCCUUUACGAUAUUGCGAAUGUUGAAAUUGGUCAACAUUUUUAUUGGACCCUUGGUGGUUUCCAAAUGCACGGGCAAGUGCUCAUUAACUCAUGGAUUGUUCUUGGAAUUAUUGUUGCUAUUGCAGUAACAACAACUCGAGACUUAAAGCCAGUACCAGAAGGUGGGCAAAACUUUGCUGAGUUUAUUGUUGAGUACAUUCGUGGAAUUGCGAAAACACAGAUUGGACAUGAUUAUUUAGAAUGGACUCCAUACAUUGGAACAUUAUUCUUAUUUAUUUUUGUAUCAAACUGGUCUGGAGCACUUAUUCCAUGGAAACUUAUCGAGCUUCCGCAUGGAGAACUUGGUGCACCAACAAAUGAUAUUAACACAACGGUAGCUCUUGCGCUUCUUACGUCAAUUACAUAUUUCUACGCUGGUCUUAAAAAGAAAGGUUUAGAGUAUUUUGGUAAGUAUGUAGAACCAACACCUAUCUUACUUCCAAUUAACGUUUUAGAAGACUUUACAAAGCCAUUAUCAUUAAGUUUCCGUCUUUUCGGAAACAUUCUUGCUGAUGAACUUGUAGUAGCUGUACUUGUAUCAUUAGUACCGCUUGUAAUCCCGAUUCCUCUUAUUUUCCUUGGACUCUUUACAAGUGGAAUUCAAGCCCUUAUUUUUGCAACGCUUGCGGGUGCAUAUAUUGGGGAAGCACUUGAAGGUCACUAA